ACUUCAGAAACCUCCUCUUGCAACCCGCCUGAAUUCUCUUCUCCUGACAACAUGUGUUGCAACUACUAUGGCAACUCCUGUGGCUAUGGCUGCACAUAUGGCUAUGGCUGUGGAUUUGGCCCCCAUUAUGGCUGCAGUUAUGGGACCGGCUAUGGUUGUGGAUACAGCCCCCUCUAUGGCUGUGGUUAUGGAACCAGAUAUGGCUGCGGAUAUGGCUGUAGCUAUAGCCCCCGUUAUGGCUGUAGUUAUGGAACUGGAUAUGGCUGUGGUUAUGGCUCCAGCUAUGGCUGUGGAUAUAGCUCUGGCUCUGGCUACUGUGGCUACAGGCCACUUUGCUAUAGAAGAUGUUAUUCUUCUUGCUGUUAGAACAUCACUAUCCAAGCCUCCUUUACUUCUAAAAUGACAUGUCUAAAGAUAGGUUGAUACAGGGAUCUGCACCCCUGACUUCUAUAUCCAGGAAAUUACAUGCUUGCUGGGGGCUUUGAUGUCCAACUACCCAUUUUUAUAAUGCCAUCAUUGUGGUCCCAGGCUCUGAUGUAUCAUCUGACUAUUUUCCAAAUAUUAGCCUUUAUCCUUUAGUCUGUGAUCUCUGUUAUGUCUGUCUUGAUGGUUCCAACAUCCUACAGUGUGGCAAGUCAUCUAUUCUUAAUAAAAACAGAUCUUUGUUUGUAACAA
Messenger RNA from Equus quagga, 675 nucleotides. Its product is annotated as keratin-associated protein 21-1-like. The transcript has a single exon. NCBI's taxonomy places the organism in Eukaryota, Metazoa, Chordata, Mammalia, Perissodactyla, Equidae. The record is from RefSeq and is a predicted model, not a curated record. The coding region runs from base 52 to 366 and encodes 104 amino acids.